AUGAGACCUCUCUCUCUCUCUCUCUCAUUCAUUCUCUCUCUCUCUAUCUCUCUAUCAUUCAUUCCCUUCCCUCCCUCUCUAUCAUUCAUUCCCUUCCCUCCCUCUCUCUAUCAUUCAUUCCCUUCCCCUCCCUCUCUCUAUCAUUCAUUCCCUUCCCCUCCCUCUCUCUAUCAUUCAUUCCCUUCCCCUCCCUCUCUCUAUCAUUCAUUCCUUUCCCCUCCCUCUAUCAUUCAUCAUUCAUUCCUUCCCCUCCCUCUCUCUAUCAUUCAUUCCCUUCCCUCCCUCUCUCUAUCAUUCAUUCCUUCCUCCUCUCUCUAUCAUUCAUUCCCUUCCCUCCCUCUCUCUAUCAUUCAUUCCCUUCCUCCCUCCCUCUAUCAUUCAUUCCCUUCCUCCUCCUCUAUCAUUCAUUCUCUCUCUCUCUCUCUCAUUUACAUUUUACUCUCUUUACUUUUUUUCCUUUCACACCAAAAUCUGCUCUGUGUAGUUGUGGUAUAA
Acanthosepion pharaonis is the source of this 495-nucleotide messenger RNA. NCBI's taxonomy places the organism in Eukaryota, Metazoa, Mollusca, Cephalopoda, Sepiida, Sepiidae. The record is from the annotation of a GenBank genome assembly.